AUUCUUUGUGCUCUUAGCAUAUGUCAGGCACCGUUCUAGUCUCAUUACAUAAAUUAACUCAUUAAAUCCUCUGGAUGACACCAGGAGGUAGGUACUAUUAUUAGCUCCACUUUGCAGACAUUUAGGGAGGUUAAGUAACUUGCCCAGGGUUACACAACUAACAAUUUUCAGAGCCAAGAUGUGUACUCUAGAGCCCGCGCUCUUAACCAAACCACUAUUCUGCCCCUCCUGAAGCAACUGUUCAUAACUUUGGGGGGUGGGUCACAUGCAACCUCGAGAGGGUAAUUAAAGCUCUGCACCCUCUCCUUAGGAAAAUGCAGUUAAGCAGAAUCUUGCUAAAUAAUUCAGACUUCAAGGACCCCUAAGGCCCAUCACCCAUUGACCUCAUACAUACUGGAGGCAACUGCCCAGAGACCAAAGAGAAGCAGCGCCAGCGCCGCAAGACUACGCCCCUGCAAAGCAGGAGAUAAGCUGAGCUGCGUGGUGUGACGGGGACGCUUGUUCACUGAGAGUCAGGAACCGUGAGCUCCAGGGACUGCAGUGCCCUGAGAACGCAGCGGGUCGCUUAGCUUCCGGAGUCCGGUGGCUGAAUGAGAUACUCACGGACCACCGGCUAGAGGGAAGUCUUGCGUCCCUUCCAGCAUCCUGGAGUCACGAGACAGGGGACUGAGCCGACUGGAUCUCCGAACUCCGGUGCCGGGCGCACAGGGACAAGCCGCUGUUCCUGGUGCUGAAACGCGGCGGACAUUGGGUGCGGGGCCCGCCCGCCGCGUGCUGAGCCGCCGCAGCUGCGGUAACUGUCCGGUGCUGAACCCGGAUGCAGCCAGGCCCGCGGGGCUGGGCCCGAGCUUGCUGUACCCCGCGGAGCCUAGACGGAGCUUCUGGGAGCGCUGACGCGGAACGCUGGGAAAGCGAGGAGCAGUGGGCUCCGCGCCCGACAUGGACCUGCAGGGACUCGACUCCCACCAGCGGGGCGCUGGCCCUGACUUCAGCGAGCACGUCCUGCAUAAGACCAUCCUGGUGGGCGACAGCGGCGUUGGGAAGACAUCUCUGUUGGUCCAGUUUGAUCAGGGCAAGUUCAUCCCAGGCUCCUUCUCAGCCACCGUGGGCAUCGGAUUCACAAACAAAGUGGUGACCGUGGAUGGGGUGAGGGUGAAGCUGCAGAUCUGGGACACAGCCGGGCAGGAGCGGUUCCGCAGUGUCACCCACGCUUAUUACCGAGAUGCCCAGGCCUUGCUCCUGCUGUACGACAUCACCAACAAGUCUUCCUUCGACAACAUCCGGGCCUGGCUCACUGAGAUUCAUGAGUAUGCCCAGAGGGAUGUGGUGAUCAUGCUGCUAGGCAACAAGGCGGAUGUGAGCAGCGAAAGGGUGAUCCGUUUGGAGGAUGGGGAGACACUGGCCAGGGAGUAUGGCGUUCCCUUCAUGGAGACCAGCGCUAAGACGGGCAUGAACGUGGAGUUAGCCUUUCUGGCCAUUGCCAAGGAACUGAAGUACAGAGCCGGGCGGCAGGCCGAUGAGCCCAGCUUCCAGAUCCGAGACUAUGUGGAGUUCCGGAAGCAGCAGGCCAGCUGCUGCUCCUUCUUGUGAAUCCCAAGGGGUUGAGAGGAGGCUCCAGAGGCCCACAAGGAUGCAGCCUUCUCCCCCAGACCUGGUUUAUUCUGAGUAGCUGAGCCAAUGGGGAGGCAGUCGGGGGCCCAGUAUGCAGCCCCUUCCCAAGGGGAAGCUGUAUUGCCACCCCUCCCAUUGUUCCUGUAGCUUCCCUGCAACUGGAAAAGGGUAAUAUAUUUAUAUUUCAUUUUAAUGAUACAUAAUGUAAUACAAAAGAAGGGCACCAGGAAACCCUAGGAAGGGAACUGGUGGCCCCUUUGCCUUCUAAUACUUGAACUUUGGGGGCUGGACCUACCUCCCAGCCAUGAUGAGGGUGCUAUUGCUCCAGCUCAGCACUAGGGGGCACUGAUGCACCCCUGGGGUGUGAGGCAGGACCCUCCCCAUUCCCACCCUUCGGCUGGAGAGGCUGAGCAGACACCAGCCCUCAUGUCCUCCAGCUCCCUAGGGAACAAUCUUCCCCAGUAAGGCCCGUUGUGCUGGGAGGCUAGACCAAAGCCUCAGGCAAGAUAAGAGAUAUGGAGAUUGGGCAGCCUCUCUCCCUAGGAAAGGGACAGAGGACUAGCAGACUUGGUCUGUCUGUUUGGCCUUACUAGCCCCACUCUGGGUGGUAUACCCCUUUUCCUCCAACCCAUAAGCACAUUGGGGUGCCUAGAAACAUUUGGUUCCUAUUCUCUGGACCUCAGAUCCCAGGGGAGCCCUUUGUCUCUGAAUCCCUGGUCUUAUCUACUUUUCUGCCUGUGCCCCUAGACACCUAAGGUCACAGCUAGGCAAAGGUUUCUGUUCAGUCCCAACCCUUUGGUAGGUAUGCAGCCCCACAGGCUACUUCUGCAAGCAGCUGUUGUGCAUCUUCUGAGUUAAAAGCCAGAUAAGGAGAAAUCCCUGGCUCCUGGGGAGGUGGGAGGCAGAAGUGAACAAACCUCACCACACGCAAUCCCCUAAAUCCAAGCGCUGCCUUCUCCCUGACCACCCGUGUCCUUUUCUUCUUGGACACACCAAACUGCUUUAUCUUCCAACUCCUACUGAGCCAGGUUAGGGAGUGAGAGGUCAUCCAUUUCUGGGUAAACCAACAGGAGGUGUGCAAAACAAGGUCAUGUAGGUGAGACUGGGGUGGGGAGAGGAGCAGCAAGGAGUUUAUGUGGGGCCAAGGUCACAUGUCCUAAAGCCCUGACCCUAGCAAUUGCAAGUGGACAGGAAGGAGACAUGCAGGCCACGGCCUAGAGAUACCUUUCCUCCAGCUCUCCAGGCAGGGGCAGGGGAGAGGGGUGAGAAAGAAGUAUGCACUGCACAUUUCUGAGGUUACUGCAUUUGCUUUCAAGGCAGAAAUCUGCUCUCUGAGCAGUCAGCAGCUCCAACUUGGGCCGGAUAAGGAAGCUCUCUGAGGCCUCUCCCUGGCACAGCAGGGAGGAGCCUGACUUUGCCAGGCUUUUCUGGGGCCCAAGGCAGGUCACAGGCGAUCCAAUCAUGUAGGCUGCUCUGGGCUUCUAGCAUAUGUGUUUUUGAGAAUUAAAUAGCAGUAUUUUGUGAAGUA
Molecule: messenger RNA, 3139 nt
Organism: Manis pentadactyla (Chinese pangolin)
Lineage: Eukaryota; Metazoa; Chordata; Mammalia; Pholidota; Manidae
Gene: RAB37
Product: RAB37, member RAS oncogene family
Exons: 9
Coding region: 940-1590 (216 amino acids)
Biological process (GO): regulation of exocytosis; protein secretion
Cellular component (GO): endosome; Golgi apparatus
Molecular function (GO): GTPase activity; GTP binding
Source: RefSeq, a predicted model, not a curated record